AUGAUCGCUUUUGCCAAGUGCACUCUGGUAUUCUACACGCGAGAGAAUAUCAGCAUUGCCCAAAUUACCUUCUAUAAACAAGCAAGUUUCUCUCCAGAUUCAUCUGUGUCUCUUUCUGUCGCUGGCGAUUGUGCACAAACCACUACGACCGUAUUUGUUGGAAAAGGGGGAGGAGCAGCGGCUACAACGACGGCGACGGCGACGACAACAGCAGCAGCUACAACGACGGCGACGGCGACGGCGACGACAACAACAGCAGCAGCAUCUGCUGGAGCCAGUGGAGGGAAUUCAAACAGCGCCUUUAUAGGCAGUGAUGAUGACGAUGAUGUUGCGAUCAUCGCUAGCAUAACGACAACAUUAGGGGUGGCAGCUUUAGGUACAGCUGGGGCAGGCAUGUUUUACAGGUUCAAAAAGGGACUAAAGCCGUUUAACAAAGUUUCUCCUGUAAAAACAGCAUGGGCCUAAUUGUUACCAAAUCACUGGAAACCAUCAUGACUUGGAAAUCACCAUUACUUGGAAAUCACCAAUCCGUAACAUCUCACUGAAGCAGAAACAACAAGACAUAAUCGCUGAUUAUUGUUCGUCAGUCUUGGUUCUACACAGGUUCACCGAGCACCUGCUACGACCCAGUACAUAUAUGGGAUACAAAUCUGCAGACUGACCCAAUAAUACGCGGGCUUCAAAUUCAUAUUUUCUCCAGGUUGUUUAUCCUUCAGAGCGGAACAUCACUGACUGUUCAACAUAAAAAAAAUAAUAAUAACAGGUAUACAAAAUCUGUAUGGAUUGUCUUCGCGAUAUGGAAAGCUGGUAGAUUGUAAAAUAACAUUACAAUGAACAUGCUAAUUCUUCGGACAUCUUACCAGUUUUAGCAAAUCAACAGAUUACCCAUGAUUUAGAAUGUUGUUGAACUUUAACCUUGGCAGGAGGGACUUCUUCUCGCUACCGACUUUAACGUGUGACAUUUGUUAUUGUAUAUUGACGAUUUAGUAUAUUUUAUCCUAUUACAAUCACGCUUUUGUGACAACGUAUUUUGUGGAAUCGCAAGUCAUUCUAUAAAUGAUUAUGAUGAUAAUGUUUACCAUAAAAAAUGUUUG
Messenger RNA from Pecten maximus, 1094 nucleotides. RefSeq names its product pneumococcal serine-rich repeat protein-like. Lineage: Eukaryota; Metazoa; Mollusca; Bivalvia; Pectinida; Pectinidae. The transcript is spliced from 4 exons. Bases 1 to 465 code for a protein of 154 amino acids. The record is from RefSeq and is a predicted model, not a curated record.